Molecule: messenger RNA, 471 nt
Organism: Ogataea haglerorum
Lineage: Eukaryota; Fungi; Ascomycota; Pichiomycetes; Pichiales; Pichiaceae
Exons: 1
Coding region: 1-471 (156 amino acids)
Source: RefSeq, a predicted model, not a curated record
AUGAACGACAAAAAGACCACUUCUGUCACUCCGUAUAUGAGGUUUGAACCUGUUGAAUACGAUCCCCAGGUCGACCCAACCAACAUGGAUCAGUAUAAGCCAAAGAUGUACAAGGUGGAGCCUGUUUACCAAAAAGUGAAUGUGGACGAAAAGAGCGGGCACGAUACAUACAAGGAGGACGAGCUGGCGGAUGAGCCUCCUCGGUACUCCGAACUCUACGACGUCAAGGAUGACUCAGCCGGAAAACAAAGGGCUGGUCGGUUCAGAAGAGCACUUGCGGGCCUUGUUUUGCUUAUUAUUUCCUGCAUGCUCGCCUUUUCCAUGUUUGGUCCGUUCAGAUGUCCUAUGGAAACGGGCGCGGCUGUGAACAAAGGCAACAUCGCCCUCGUUGUCUACGAAAAAGCGCACUUGCCGGUGGACGACGGUCCAUCGUUCGAAGUCUACCAUUUAGAGAUGGUUGAGUUGAACUAA